Lachancea dasiensis is the source of this 634-nucleotide messenger RNA. Lineage: Eukaryota; Fungi; Ascomycota; Saccharomycetes; Saccharomycetales; Saccharomycetaceae. The record is from the annotation of a GenBank genome assembly.
AUGAGAUCUGCGCUGGGCUGGCGCUAUUUUUACGACCUGAAGUUUUGGUUCGCCGCGCUAGGAAUGUGCUUGGUGAAAAUUCCAUAAUUGCCUGUUCUACUUUCCUUGCCUCCUACUCGUUAGCGCAUGGAAAUUCACAGUCAGUUUCCUACGCGUUGAUAACCACUACCAAUGCCACUACCAAUGCCCUAGGCAGGUAUAUUCCUGGCUAUUUAGCGGACAAGUACACUGGUAGAUUCAAUAUGGUUAUAAUUACCGUGUCUAUGGCAGCCAUCCUGAACCUGACCCUAUGGCUUCCAUUUGGAGGUAACAUGAAAGUUCUUUGGGCUCAAUCGCUUCUGUGUGGGUUUUCGCAGGCUCAAUUUUCACAUUGAUACCUGUCUGUAUCGGCCAAACAUCAGAUACAGCUGAUUUUGGCAAGCUGUAUGCAUCUGCUUACCUGCUAGUGGCAAUAAUGACCAUUCCGGUAAUCCCUGUCGGAGGUGCGAUCAUUGGCUCAGGUUCCACCUCAAGCUACAGAUUCUUCAUACUUUACACUUCCCUCGUCGUGGGGAUCUUUAUGCUUUGCGGUAUCUCUGAUCAUUUGCGCGGGUUUCGCCAUGCGGAAGUUCAAGAAGUGAGAGAAGUGAUCUAG